AUGCAACGGCAAGCAAUCAGAAAAUUAAAAGAGGAUGAAGAUAUUACCGUGAUCCCGGCAGAUAAAGGAGGCAAAGUAGUCGUAAUGAACGUGACUGACUAUAUCAAGAAAAUACGAGAAAAACUAGAUACAAAAGCGUAUAAACAGUUAGAAGAAGAUCCGUCUAAAUAUAUACAUAAAAAGCUAGAAGUGCUAUUAUCAGAAUUGGUGGGUAAAAACGAGAUUGAUGAGGAUGAAAUGAAGAUGUUACUAUAG
This is a messenger RNA of Didymodactylos carnosus, 255 nucleotides long. The record is from the annotation of a GenBank genome assembly. NCBI's taxonomy places the organism in Eukaryota, Metazoa, Rotifera, Eurotatoria, Philodinida, Philodinidae.